Dendronephthya gigantea is the source of this 5211-nucleotide messenger RNA. RefSeq names its product hemicentin-1-like. The coding region runs from base 2078 to 3262 and encodes 394 amino acids. NCBI's taxonomy places the organism in Eukaryota, Metazoa, Cnidaria, Anthozoa, Malacalcyonacea, Nephtheidae. The transcript is spliced from 7 exons. The record is from RefSeq and is a predicted model, not a curated record.
UUGAAUUUUUGCCUCGGAGCACGUUCUUCAUUUAGUCGCUAGUCGCUGAAGACUUUCCGCCAUCUUUGUUUUGUGACACUUCACCUGGAGGGAGAAAUGACCCCGAUGCAAUACCUCAGAUAAAAAGCUUUUUUUAUGGAACAAUGGAAUCGGGGAGACGGAAAGCAGAGGGAACAGGAUAGAAAAAUUCCACAAAACGUGAAACAAAAUUUUAAACCAAGCAAGCUUUUCCCUGACUUCCCUGUUUUUCGUUUUUACUGUUCCUCGAUUUUAUAGAUAUCCAGUCCUAAAAAAAUCAUUCGUGCUCACUCGUGGUCAUCCGUGGUCAUCGGUGGUCACUCGUAUUUACUUUUACACAAAAAUUAGUAGUUCUAAAAAGUACAUACGAGUGAACCACAAGUGACCACGAGUGACAACGGAUGGAUCACGAGUGACCACGGAUGGACCACGAGUGACCACGGAUGGACCACUAAUGGCUACGAGUGACCACGGAUGGCGCGCGCAUUGUGGCUUUACUUAUGCCAGGCUCGCACAAUAUGAAAAUGGAAGGCAAAUGAAAAGACUAUAGUCUAAAAGCUAAUAUUUAUAGCAAUACAAAGCGACUGGCCUCUGUAAAAGUCGAAAAUUCGAAUAUGAUGCAAUACACUAUCAAUAGGUCGUGAAAUACGUUUUUUGUAUUAAUUCCAUUUAAAACAAUUUUCCAAUUCGACACCAGAGGAAAUUAGCUGUAUCGAAGAUAAUGCAACAACUCAUCCUUCACUGUUCACUCCAUUUUUUGUAGAUAGACAUCGUCUUCAAGACAGCGAUAGCAACAGGUAAAAGUAGUUUCGUUCUUAUUUCCAGCAUUCAUUGUAAGUGCAUGCAUUUAACUGAAUUGUUUAUAGAGAGAAAGCAUACUUGUUGAAAAUCACGUCUCGUGAAGAAUCCCGUUUAUCUUAAGCCUAGUCGUAAAUGUCAUGAACAGGUCAUUUUCACCGAUUAGAAUUAGUCCGGAUGUGGAAACCAGGCAUUAGUAGCAGUGGCGUAGAGGAAGCACUAUAUAACUGAGGGGGGGGGGGUCAUAUAAUAUAUGAAUAAGUCCCCCCCCCUCAAUAGAUUACUUCUUAUUUAGAACAUGUAUUCCUGCUGAAGCUGAGCCGAUACUGAACUCAAGUUCGUGUUACCCUUUGGUCAAUUUCACCCGGCCUUUUUGUGAAAAUCAUGGUAUUAUGUUACCAAAGUACGUUUAUAGAACUCCGGAUUAUCAAAUUGAUAAAAACGAGGAAAUGAAUAGAGCUGAAAAAAGAGCUAAAAGGCUGGGCGAGUCAAAGAUUCGAAGUUGGUUCAAUAUCAAUAUCAGUAAAAUGCAACAAUGUUUUCGCAUUCUUAGUAUAUCUCUCUGUCAUUUCAUUUAUCCGAUUUGCGACCAAACGCAAAGCGUCUAUCAAGAGCAAAAAAUUUGCCGCGAAACGUAUUUUAACAUUAAACGCAUAUGCCAUGACAUUGUGGAAUUAUUUAUAAAAUAUGAUAUAAAUCGCUAUCCCGAGAGAAAGAAAUUGACCCGGGGGGAGCUGCAACCAUACAGGAAUGCUGGUGACUCGCCAGAAUGCUGGUACGAAGAUUUUGAAGACUUGACAGAUACAUCUCCGGAAGUUGGAUCGGCAGCCAUUCUGGGUAAGCAUGCAUACAUGAGCAUGCACACAUAUUGUCAAUUUAUUUUUUCCUUUACUAUGUCAUAGUUGUCAAACAAACUUGCAAGGAUAUAUGCUAACAAACUUUUACCAACUUUUUUCCCGACUUUUUUAUAAACUUGUGCGUUUUGCCUUUGCGUGAUAACUUUGGAUUCGCAUUUGCAGCAUUAUAGGUGUAAAUAUACAAGCGCCAUUACGCUGGCUGAGGGGCAACUUGUGUCUAUUUUCACUACGCACCUCAUGACGCUAUUUUAACACGCGAGUGGCCUAACCUGCUAAGCUGAGCUGUGCUUUUCCCACACAGAUUGUCUUUACUUAAACGGAAGCAGUUACCAUGGCAACAUAUCUGUGACAGCCUCGGAUAUUUAUGUCAGUCAUGGACAGAACAAUGUCCACAUCGUCAUACCAUGAACACCACAUAUCCAGAAUUAAAUAACGCCAAGAAUUACUGCCGCAAUCCCAAGAACUCGGGAAAAAGACCUUGGUGUUUUACUACAGAUAGAAACAAAAGAUGGGAGUACUGUGAUAUCCCUAAGUGUUCACCAGUUCACGGUAAUUAUGGCAAUUGGUCAUUAAAAGAAAAGUGUAAUGUGAGUUGCGGCGAAGGUUUUGAAACAUGGCUGCGAGAUUGUAAAAAUCCUGAGCCAAAGUUUGGUGGAAGAAACUGUAGUAAAAUCGGAGAACCAGUUGAAUACAGACCGUGUAGGGCAAAACCCUGUCCAGUCAACAGCGGUUAUGGCAACUGGAGUGUCAUUAUUCCUUGCAAUGUUUCGUGCGGUGAAGGAGUUGAAAUAUGGCAACGUAAUUGUGAUAAUCAAGAACCAAAUUACAGCGGCAGUAACUGCAGUGGGCAGGGAAACUCGAUUGAAUUAAGGAAAUGCAAAAGAAAAACUUGUCACAUUGCUGGUAGUUAUGGCAACUGGACAAAGGCGUCUCCCUGCAGUGUCACGUGUGGUCAAGGUGUUGAAAUAUGGAUGCGACUGUGUAAUAUACCGCCUGGAGCUGAUUUCAGUGAGAAUUGUAGUAAGCUGGGAGCAGCUUAUCGGUUUCAAGUAUGUGAGAUGAAACAUUGCUCAGAUCUUUCCAAAACCCGGACGAUUUCUAUUAUCAUUGCUACUGUUGUUUCUGUGUUUCUCGUCGUAGUUUUUGUUUUGAUCGUUCGAAAACAAAAACCCAAAGAAGACUCUUCACAUUCAGCAACUCCGGAAAACCGUCCUCGAGAGUACGGUAAUCUUACACCUGAUGGAAAUCCGAUUCCACACUAUUCACGUGGUGUUGUGCUGUGGAGAAGAGAUUAUGUCAACACACGUUGUUCGCAGAGCUCUUGGUAUGACAGACUCCAGCUUUUUCCACCAUUGGCUGUUGAUUGGCUUCGAAACGCGUGGGGAAAUUUUGAUGAGUCUGGCAACCAUGUAUAUGACGUCCUGGGACGUCAUGUCAGAAAUGUCUUCGUUCCUUACGACGAUUUGUGUUUCAAAACAAAUACGGUGCAAGAGGGAAAUGGGACAGAACUUUACGACACUCCAGAAAGAUCCUCAGCAGUCAUAUUACCCACAGAAAUUGCUAACUAUCCCACAACCCAGAUUGCUUAAUAAUUAACAUCUGUCUCUCUUCCCUAGAAGUCGUCUAGUUUUUUUUUAUCGAAGAACUCUCUCUUUACAGCGUUAGUAGUUUGGUAUUCAUUUUUGCAUUUUCCCCAAGCUUGGGAAAAUUUCCAGAAUUCAUUUCUCAUGCAGCACAUCUUCAGCAACAUUACCAAGCAAAUUCAAUGAGAUUUUAUUAUCGUACUUCGGGUCUAUUUUAUGUUAAAAUAAGGUUAUUCAUGCAACGCAACAUCGCGACAUGCACAGCUGGAUAGAGCAUCCGAAAAUUAGUAAAAUCAAAAACCUUUAGCAAUGAAACUUUAAGAAACCUGCAAGUUUUGUAUAAGUUAUCGUAAUAGUAAGGAAAUAGAGCAAACGAUCCUUACAUGAGGAGAAAACGCCUCACCGAUAUUACGAAUAACGCGUUACUGGAAAGUAAUUUUGCGAAAAAUAAUUGGCUGAUAAUUCUAUAACUUAUUGCUGCGGAGCGAGCGAGCCUGAAGCGAGCGAGCGUAGCAGCAGUCUAAUUUGUGCAGAGAGGGGGUUCUGAACUAAAUUUUAUUUAGCGCAAGGAAUUGUGGUCGUGCGCGUUUUUAUGCGUAGAAGACAAAUUUUAAACUCGCUCAUAUCCAUGUGCUUUUUCAUUUCGAUGGACAGGAUCUUCAAAUUUUUGUUAAACUUUAAAGCUUCUGUUCUAUUUGACUAUUCAAGGUAAGAUAUUUUCAUCUUUUGUUCAUAUGUUACGUUUACAGUUGUUUACAAUUUUAACUUGUAUAUUUAUGAAACGCCAAAAGCAUACACUCGAUCACAGCUAGAUUCAUGCUGUUUAUAUACGCACUAUAUAAAUUAUUCUAGAAUAUUAGGGUGUACUAUAUACAAUUUUCUAAUUCGCUUUGUUUGAGCAGUUGAGCUGUCAGUGCUGUGAAGCAAAUCAAGUCUUAUACAUACAGAUGCCUUAAAGUCUUUUUUAUCCAUUGACAUUUGUAUUCUUUUGCUGAUUUCCAUAUUUUGCGUCAAAUGAUGUUUCAAGUAUGCGGCUUGUCGCUUGCGAGUCGUGUUUAAUAACAUGACAGAGUCGCAGAUAAAAUAUGCAAUUGAUCGUCUAAAUUGCCUGACUGAAUCGUUCAGAUUCGUGAAAUGUUUGACUCAUUUAAAAUUAGGUUACUGUAAGCAUAGGCAUAUGUUUUUAUUCCUAUUUUACAAUGAGCUAAAUGUUUUUGUUAUUUAGUGCUUUUACCGGAUCUUCACGUGGUUUCUGAUUACACGUCUUCUCGAGCGCGUUCAAAGUUCAAAGUAUUAAGUGAUGUUUUGUUACUCUUCACAUGAAGCCAAACAUUUACAUGGACACAACAAAGACAAAUAGCAUAUUUAAAAAACAAAUAUCCAUGUUACCAAAAAAUGUUCUAUUUUGUUAAACAUGUGCUACUGGGCCUGUAUUUUCGCUUUGUUGCGGGGAAAAUGUCGCUACGCGCGCAAAAUUCUACUUAAUAUUACUAUUAUUGUUAAUACUCCUGUUGUGAUUCGUGUGUUAAAAUAUUUUUAAAACUAGCUGCUUCUAAAGACUUUGAUUAAACGAGCUGCAACUCGCAAGACAGCAUUGAUAUAGCAUAUAUUGACCUAAAUAUUGACGUCAUUGACAGUGUUCUCGCUAAUAGGUGUUAAUUCAUCAACAGCCCCAGCGAGUUAACGCUCAAUAGAGGCUCGCUUUGCGUUUUUUAAGCCUGCUAUUGCUAUUAGUUAAAACGGAUUUAGUUUACUAACAUUUCAUAUAACAAUUCACUUGGACCCUAAAAUGCUCGCAGCAAUCACUACCUUGCAGGUGACCUAGUUUUAGUAUAAAUUUCGAGGUGACUAGUGGUUUUCCUGCAUUCUGAUUGGUCAAAAUUCACCGUCUCUGAAGUGAUAGUCACUGGUCAGUGAGUGCAGAUUUUUUAUAUAAUUUUUUCAAAUUAAAAAUU